Molecule: messenger RNA, 3501 nt
Organism: Nicotiana attenuata
Lineage: Eukaryota; Viridiplantae; Streptophyta; Magnoliopsida; Solanales; Solanaceae
Product: probable LRR receptor-like serine/threonine-protein kinase At2g24230
Exons: 1
Coding region: 653-3211 (852 amino acids)
Biological process (GO): protein phosphorylation
Molecular function (GO): protein binding; protein kinase activity; ATP binding
Source: RefSeq, a predicted model, not a curated record
UUUCCACUUGCUAUGUAAAUGAUGAUAUGAAUGAAUGAACAUAAUGCAGAAUCAUUGAAUUCCCAUCCAACACCUUUACUACUAACUUCACCAACCCAACUCUCAUUUCCAUUUAUGAAACCCUCCCAACAUUUUUACCACUACACAUUUACACAACACUGUCAAUUUUCUAAGUAUCUUUUUCUUCCUUUUUUAGUCUUGUUUAUUUUAUAUAAAAGAUUUGGACUUCUUUUUUUUGUCUUUGUUGAAACACAAAGACAAAGCAUUUAUGUUGUUGUAUUUGUUGGUUUCAUUAGUAGACAUGCAACAAGGUAAGUAAGUUCACAUUAUUCAGAAACCCCAAAAUCUUAGUUGUCCUCUGAAAAUCCCAUUAUCUUCUCAAUUCUUGUUUAAAGAUUUGAUUUUUAACCAUUUUUCUUGUUAAAGUUCUUGACUUUUAGCCAAUUUAUACUAUUCUUGAAGUUCUUGGCUUUGUGGGUUUGUCAUUUGUGGUGCUAAAUAUAGAAAGUGUUUGUUUUUGCUGAUUCUUGGAAAGUACAAGGUGCUUUUGAAGUUUUGAAAAAGGAGAGAUUUUUGGUGUUGUUGGAGGGGAUUUGGUUUUCUCCUUUUUUUUUUUUUUUUUCUCUCUGAGUUUGACAGUUGAAUCCCAAAAAUGGGAAUUUGGAUUCUUGAAUUUUUCCUGGUUUUAACAGUGUUAUUUAGGCCUUUGGUUUGUCAGCAACCAAACACUGAUGGUUUCUUUGUCUCUGAUUUCUUGAAAAAAAUGGGUAAAGUUCACAACUUUUCAGCUCAUUUUUGUUCUUGGAAAGGUGUAGGAUGUGAUUCAAAGGAAGAAAAUAUUGUCAAUUUGACAGCUAAAAGUUUUGGUUUAUCUGGUAUUAUUCCUGAUAAUACUAUAGGUAAACUCACUAAACUUCAGUAUUUGGAUCUGAGUAACAAUGAUCUCACUGGUUUACCUUCUGAUAUUUGGAGUUUAGGUUCACUUAAGUACCUUAACCUCUCACAUAAUCACAUUUCUAAUGACCUUUCAAGUAAUAUAGGCAAUUUUGGUGAGCUUGAAAUCUUGGACAUUUCUGUUAACAAUUUCUCUGGUAAAAUUCCAGAAGCCAUUAGCUCUCUUUCAAGAUUGCAUUCUCUUAAUCUUAGUAAGAAUGGGUUUGAGUCAGAUUUGCCUUAUGGAAUCUUGAAUUGUCAUUCUUUGGAAUUUCUUGAUAUUUCAGAAAAUAGACUUAGUGGUUUACAUGAUGGUUUUGGUGCUGCAUUUCCAAAGCUUAAGUUCUUGAAUCUUGCGGAAAAUGAGAUUAAUGGGAAAGAUUCGGAUUUGUUAGGGAUGGUUUCGAUCACUCAUCUCAACAUUUCAGGAAAUUUGUUUAAGGGUUCUGUUGUUGGUGUUUUUGAGGGGCCAUUGGAAGUGAUUGAUUUGAGUAGAAACCAAUUUCAAGGUCAUAUUUCUCAGGUAAACUUCAGUUCCAGUUUCAAUUGGUCUCAUUUGGUUUAUCUUGAUUUAUCUGAGAAUCAUCUUAGUGGAGAGAUAUUUAAGGAGUUAAUCAAUGCGCAAAGUCUUCGAUACCUUAAUCUUGCACAUAAUAGAUUUUUACCACAAGAAUUUCCACAUGUUGAUAUGUUAUCUGGUUUAGAGUAUCUUAAUUUCUCUGGAACCAGUUUGAUUGGCCAUAUUCCUCAAGAGCUCUCGUCGUUGAGUCACUUGAAAAUCCUUGACAUAUCCAAAAACCAUCUUAGUAACCGCAUUCCUGUAUUGAGCAAUAGAAAUCUCCAAGUUCUUGAUGUUUCAUACAAUAAUUUGACUGGUGAUAUCCCUUUGCCACUUCUAGAGAAACUUCCCAAUAUGGAAAGGUUCAAUUUCUCUUACAAUAAUCUAACUCUUUGUGCUUCUGAGUUCUCCUCGAAAACGUUCCAAUCGGCUUUCAUUGGUUCAUCAAAUGGAUGUCCUAUUGCUGCCAAUCCUGCUCUUUUCCAUAGGAAAGCUCCAAAACAUAGAGGACUCAAACUUGCAUUGGCUUUAACUUUCUCUAUGGUGUUUCUGCUUUUGGGGUUGUUGUUCUUGGCGUUUGGUUGUCGAAGGAAAACCACGAUAUGGGUGGUUAAACAGAAUUCUUACAAAGAAGAACAGACUAUUUCAGGCCCCUUUUCGUUUCAGACUGAUUCAACCACUUGGGUUGCUGAUGUUAAGCAAGCUAACUCGGUGCCCGUGGUUAUUUUUGAGAAGCCACUUUUGAAUUUCACAUUUGCAGAUCUCUUGUCUGCGACUUCUAAUUUUGAUCGAGGUACAUUGUUAGCUGAAGGGAGGUUUGGUCCGGUUUAUAGAGGCUUUUUACCAGGUGGGAUUCAUGUGGCAGUGAAAGUUCUUGUUCACGGUUCGACAAUGACAGACCAAGAAGCUGCAAGAGAGCUCGAGUAUCUUGGCCGGAUAAAACAUCCAAAUCUUGUGCCGUUGACCGGAUAUUGCUUGGCUGGUGAGCAAAGAAUUGCCAUUUACGAUUACAUGGAGAACGGAAAUUUGCAGAAUUUGCUUCAUGACUUGCCACUCGGGGUUCAAACUACCGAGGACUGGAGCACAGACACGUGGGAAGAGGAUGAUAAUAACAGUAUUCAGAAUGUUGGUUCUGAAGGAUUGUUGACAACAUGGAGAUUUAGGCACAAGAUUGCGCUUGGCACAGCUAGAGCCCUUGCAUUUCUCCACCACGGUUGCUCGCCUCCCAUUAUACAUAGAGAUGUGAAAGCUAGCAGUGUUUAUCUUGAUAUAAAUUUGGAACCAAGAUUAUCUGAUUUUGGAUUGGCUAAAAUAUUUGGCACCGGACUUGAGGAUGAGAUCACUCGCGGUUCACCUGGAUAUAUUCCCCCAGAGUUUCUUCAGCCAGAGAGCAGCAGCUCCCCGAAAUAUCCAACACCAAAGUCAGAUGUGUAUGGAUUUGGAGUCAUUCUUUUCGAGCUAAUUACCGGGAAAAAACCAGUUGAAGAUGAUUAUCCAGAAGACAAGGAUGCUGAUUUGGUUGGUUGGGUUAGAGGAUUAGUAAGGAACAACCAGGGAUCAAGAGUUAUCGAUCCAAAAAUUCGUGGAACUGCAUCGCAAACUCAAAUACUAGAAGCCUUGAAAAUUGGUUAUCUAUGCACAGCUGAAGUUCCUGCGAAACGACCGAGCAUGCAUCAAGUAGUUGGACUGCUUAAGGAUAUUGAGCCUACACAACAAUAAAGAUUUAAGGAUACAGAAACAUUGGCUCAAUGCAUAAAUUUUUACCUCUCUUCAUUUUGGUGUUCUGAGUUCUCCUUCUUGUGUUUGCCACAAGAGGAAUUGUACAUUAGUCCAAUAUUUUUGUUUGCUGCUUUAUGCCAUGUUUCUCAUUUUCCUUUUAACAUUUCCACUAGCAAAGGUUUAAGUUAUAGUACAAAAUGGACUUGCUUGACCCUUGAGAAGGAAAAAAGUUUUCCACUCAUUUCCAUUUGUGUUUUCCAAUUCUUUGAAAUUCUUACAAGUUUUUGGCA